Molecule: messenger RNA, 1109 nt
Organism: Spea bombifrons (plains spadefoot toad)
Lineage: Eukaryota; Metazoa; Chordata; Amphibia; Anura; Pelobatidae
Product: indolethylamine N-methyltransferase-like
Exons: 3
Coding region: 23-808 (261 amino acids)
Cellular component (GO): cytosol
Molecular function (GO): N-methyltransferase activity
Source: RefSeq, a predicted model, not a curated record
CCUGCGCGGUAUAUCACACAAAAUGUCUUUCACAGACGGGGAGAUUUAUCAGUCCAAUUUUGACCCGGCUGCGUACCUUGCUUCUUUUUGCAGUUUUGGGACAGGGAGAGACAGCAUAUUAAAGUUCCGGCUUCAGAAAUGCUUUGAGACGUUUGGACCUGGGGGGAUAGGCGGUGACGUCCUGAUUGACAUUGGAACAGGACCCUCCAUCUACCAGCUUCUGUCUGCCUGCGAAGCCUUUAGAUCUAUCAUUGCAACAGAUUUCACCGACAAGAACCGUCAGGAACUUGAAAAAUGGUUACGAAAAGAUCCCGGAGCAUAUGAUUGGUCGGAGUUUUCUAAGGCUGUUUGCGAGCUAGAAGGCGACAAAAAAGCAUGGAAUGAAAAAGAGGAGAAGCUAAGAGCAGCCAUUAAGAAAGUCCUCAAAUGCGAUGUGACCAAGAGUAAUCCACUGGAUCCAGCAUCGAUCCCUCCUGCCGACGGGGUGAUUUCCGCGUUAUGCCUGGAAACAGCUUGCCAAGAUCUCAGCUCUUAUCAAACCGCGCUGAGGAACAUCGGCUCCUUAUUGAGGCCAGGAGGACAUCUGGUGCUGAUCGGGGUCCUGGGGGAUUCGUUCUACAAGGUUGGUCAACAGAGGUUCUCCUGCCUGCCCCUCGAUGAGCAGAAAGUCCAGAACGCCGUUGUGGAUGCUGGUUUCACCGUUAAAAAAAUGGAAGUCUUCAUUAUACCCGAUGCGGCUUCACAUGCCGACAUUACGGAUAGCUACGGGAAUUUUUUUUUGGUGGCGAAAAAAGAAGCAGAUAAAUAAACGUGCUACAAUGUAAUUUCAGGCAUAAUCAGGUAACUUCUGGUUUUGCUCUAGAAUGUUCUAGAAUCUUCACAAGGAUACUUUUCUAUCUCAAAUCAGGGCCGGCCCCAUAAUAUAAAGAGAAUUUCGAUUUUGGGAGAAAAAGUAUUGAGAUCAGUAUUAUUAAUCACUAAUGAAACACCAACACGAUCUGCUGUCAUGAAGUGAUAUCCCUGAGCUAAUAUUUACUCACGCUGACACCUGAUAAUCUUGUGACUAUGAAGAUGUCUUUUUUUCAUUAAAUGGAACCUAUUCAUUGUCA